UUUUAUUAAAAAUUAUUUAAAAUUUGGGGUUGUGAAGGAGAAUUGGUGGGAUGAUUAACAUUUCAUAAGAAAACUAACCUUAAUCAACGGUUUUCUCCUUCACAGUUUAAUUGGAAUUACAAAAAAACAACGAUCUGGCAACGUCGUUCCAGAACGAAAUUGUCAGAUCGUUGAAAAAGAACUUCUAACUAACGCCAUCUUUUGCCCGUCAAUAUUUGUACACCACAGUAAGGUUAAUAAUCAUUGAUAAUUGUCAAUGUCAGAUAAUGACAAACCUUUCAAAAAAAUUUGAAUUAAUUCUAAAUGGGUGUUAAAUGAAAUUAUUAAAUUAAGCAAAUAACUUUUUUUCAUCGAUUUAAAUCUUCUCUAUAUCUAUCCUACAAUAAAUUAACGAUUUAAAAUUAUAGUGCCAAAAAAUGUUUUACAAUUAGUUAUUGAAAAGGAUAACACAAACAUCUUACGACAAUGGAGGAAGAAAAGAAAGGAUUUUUCGGAAUAAUAAAUUGUCGUAUAAUUUUGGCUUUUCUUGGCGCUGUUGGUAUGGCUAUCGUGUACGGAUUAAAAGUAAAUUUAAGCAUAGCAAUCGUCGCGAUGAUAAACCACACAGCUUUGGUAAAUACUUCAGGAGACGAACACGUAACAGCAGAUGCGUGCCACUUCGAUGAUAGUAACAACGAAAAAUCUGUUUUAGCGGAUGGCCCAUUUCCUUGGUCGGCAUCGCUUCAAGGAAUCAUUUUAUCAUCUUAUUUUUGGGGUUAUUUAAUCGCUUUGUUACCGGCAGGGGUAAUCGCUGAAAAUAGCAGCGCAAAAUGGACGAUGUUUUUCGCUGUGGUUAUAAACGUCGUCUGUACUGCUCUAACACCGAUUUGUUCGCACCUUCAUUAUUCUUUGUUAGUUUUGAUGAGGGUUGCUGAAGGGAUUGGGGGAGGAGUAACGUUUCCUGCGAUGCAUGUUUUAUUGGCGAAAUGGUCUUUGCCGACUCAAAGGACGAUGAUGAGUAGCGUGGUGUAUUCGGGAACUUCGUUAGGGACGGUUUUAAGUACUUUAUUGGCGGGGGUGAUUGAAUUGCAUAUGGAUUGGGAGUGGAUUUUUUAUUUGAUGGCUAUUGGGAGCGCAAUUUGGAUACCGUUGUGGGUUGUUUUGGUGCAUGAUAACCCGAAUAAAUCGCCGAUUGUUACGGAAAAGGAAAAAAAAAUGAUUAACGACGCUUUGGGAGAUACCGAGCAUACCGGAAAGAAAUUUCCGAUUAAAGCGGUUUUUUCAUCGUUACCUUUUUGGGCUAUCUUAAUAGCGCAUACUUGCAGUAAUUGGGGAUGGUACAUGAUCCUUAUUAUACUUCCGUUGUAUUUGAGGGAUAUUGUGCGGCUAAAUGUUAUGGUCACCGCAAAAUGGAUUGCGAUUGCGUUCUUCGGUAUGUGGUUGUUUAGUUUGGGUUUUGGUACGCUCAUGGAUACGCUCCGGAAAAAGGAAAAAAUCAGCACAACUGUCGCAAGGAAAAUAGCAACUAUAAUAAGUUGUGCUAUUCCUGGAGGUUGUUUCGUUGCGUUAUGUUUCAUCGGAUGUAACAGGUGGUUAGCGAUUGUUUUAACUUGUACGGCUAUUAUAACAAUCGCUGGAAUGUUUUCGGGAUUUCUUUCAAAUCAUAUCGAUAUAGCCCCGAAUCACGCUGGCACUUUAGUUGCUAUCACAAAUUUUGUUGCAACCUUCCCCGGAAUUAUUGUUCCAGUUUUUGCGGGAGCUUUAAGGGAAAUCGAUCCCGGAAUGUUUUCUUGGAGAAUUAUAUUCCUCUCCACAUCCACAUUAUCCGCUGUAGCAGUUUGUGUGUACACCAUUUUCGCGUCAGGAAAUGAACAACCUUGGAAUAAUGAUUAAAAAUUAAUGUAUUAGUAUGUAUUAGGAUAAAUCAUCAUUUUUUUUA
Messenger RNA from Onthophagus taurus, 1918 nucleotides. RefSeq names its product sialin-like. NCBI's taxonomy places the organism in Eukaryota, Metazoa, Arthropoda, Insecta, Coleoptera, Scarabaeidae. Gene Ontology annotation, biological process: transmembrane transport; monoatomic anion transport. Gene Ontology annotation, molecular function: transmembrane transporter activity. The record is from RefSeq and is a predicted model, not a curated record. Gene Ontology annotation, cellular component: membrane.